Molecule: messenger RNA, 755 nt
Organism: Impatiens glandulifera
Lineage: Eukaryota; Viridiplantae; Streptophyta; Magnoliopsida; Ericales; Balsaminaceae
Product: 40S ribosomal protein S11
Exons: 6
Coding region: 109-594 (161 amino acids)
Biological process (GO): translation
Cellular component (GO): cytosolic small ribosomal subunit; ribosome
Molecular function (GO): structural constituent of ribosome
Source: RefSeq, a predicted model, not a curated record
AUCAUACUAGGGUUUUACUAUAUACUCGACAAAGACUCGCGUUUUCACGUCCUUCUUCGCCCUUUCCUUGGAUUUUGAGAUUCAUUCGAGCUCCCCUUUCCUCAAGUCAUGGCGGAACAGACUGAGAAGGCUUUCCUGAAGCAACCCAAAGUCUUUCUAUGCUCGAAGAAAACAGGGAAAGGAAAUAGACCAGGAAAGGGUGGAAAUCGCUACUGGAAGAGCGUUGGCCUAGGGUUUAAAACCCCCAGAGAAGCCUCCGAAGGAACAUAUAUUGAUAAGAAAUGUCCCUUCACUGGAACUGUUUCAAUCCGUGGGCGUAUUCUGGCUGGAACAUGUCACAGUGCUAAGAUGACAAGAACCAUAAUUGUUCGUCGAAACUAUCUUCACUAUGUGAAGAAAUACCAAAGGUAUGAGAAGAGGCAUUCGAAUAUUCCUGCCCAUAUAUCCCCAUGUUUCCGUAUUAAGGAAGGAGAUCAUGUUACCAUUGGCCAGUGCAGGCCUAUUUCAAAGACAGUUAGGUUUAAUGUGUUGAAAGUUAUUCCUGCUGGGUCAUCUGGAAUCAGUGGUGGCAAGAAGGCUUUUACAGCUAUUUGAGCUAAUUUAACUUCCAAUAAUUCUUUCUGUUAUAAAACUCCUGACAUUGGAGGAAUUUUGAAUAUUUCAGUGGGGGAUUUAUUUGUGAUGCUUUUUGUCAUAUCAACCUGGUACUACUUGUGUGUAUUUUUUAAAUAUCAAAUAGGUAUGGUAUCUUGUUC